This is a messenger RNA of Oldenlandia corymbosa var. corymbosa, 405 nucleotides long. The record is from the annotation of a GenBank genome assembly. Lineage: Eukaryota; Viridiplantae; Streptophyta; Magnoliopsida; Gentianales; Rubiaceae.
AUGGCGGACAAGGCGGUGACGAUCAGAACCAGGAAGUUCAUGACCAAUCGGCUUCUUUCCAGGAAGCAAUUCGUUAUCGAUGUCCUUCAUCCAGGCAGGCCCAAUGUAUCCAAGGCCGAGUUGAAGGAGAAAUUGGCUAGGAUGUACGAGGUGAAGGACCCAAAUGCCAUCUUUGUCUUCAAGUUUAGGACACACUUUGGAGGAGGCAAGUCAACUGGAUUUGGAUUGAUCUAUGAUUCAGUUGAGAAUGCCAAGAAGUACGAGCCCAAGUAUCGGCUCAUUAGGAAUGGCCUGGAUACCAAGGUUGAGAAAUCUAGGAAACAACUCAAGGAAAGGAAAAACAGAGCCAAGAAGAUUCGUGGUGUUAAGAAGACAAAAGCUGGAGAUGCUGGAAAGAAGAAAUAA